AUGGAGUCUUUUUCGAGCAUUGUGUCCUUGACAUAUGCUCGUAGGCGACAAGCCUCAUCUCCAUUGCAGACAGGCUGCUUCACGAAGCACAAACUCAAUGGAGUCUUUUUCGAGCAUUAUGUCCCUGACAUACGCUCACAGGCAACAAGCCUCAUCUCCAUUGCAGACAAGUUGCUCCUCGAAGGAGAAACUCAAUGGAGUUUUUUUCGAGUAUUAUGUCCCCGACAUAUGCUCUCAGGCGACAAGCCUCAUCUCCAUUGUAGACAGGUUGCUCCACGAAGCACAAACUCAAUGGAGUCUUUUUCGAGCAUUGUGUCCUUGACAUACGCUCGCAGGCGACAAGCCUCAUCUCCAUUGCAGAUAGGCUGCUUCACGAAGCACAAACUCAAUGAAGUCUUUUUCGAGCAUUGUGUCCCUGACAUACGCUCGCAGCUUCAUCUGCUAUCUGCUCUUCAACUGCUUCUGCAUCCACAACAUUGCUCUGCUCACUUUGAGCAAGGGCAAGUCAAGAUAAAGCUGCUUACCGUCUUCAUGUUCGAGAGGGCAACAAGGAGAAGUACUAUUCCUGCAAUCCAAGUAUCCCACCUUGUACGCAUUAGCAACGAUCUCAUGCUUGGAUGCCUCCGUGGCUUCAACAUGAGUGUCGAACUUGACCAGCGGAGCUAUCACCAACUUCUGGAUCGGCAGUUCGCGCAACUUAAGGACUCUUUGCUCGAGCAGACGACUCUUUAG
Messenger RNA from Prunus armeniaca (apricot), 732 nucleotides. The record is from the annotation of a GenBank genome assembly. NCBI's taxonomy places the organism in Eukaryota, Viridiplantae, Streptophyta, Magnoliopsida, Rosales, Rosaceae.